GUUAAAAGAUAAUGAAAGUAUUUGUAACCAGCUGCUCCGUGACUAGUGGCUAGCGCCAACUGGUGUUCCAAAUAGCGCUUCAUUUAAUGUUUGUGUGAUGGUAAAUUCUCCUGGCCUGGGUCUUAACCAGAGCAGAGAAUUACCUGAAUUCAUUGUCUCAGUCAAUAAUAAUGAACUCGACGAUUGAGAUGAGUUAGUUGAGUGACCUCUGUUUGACAAAUAUGUUGAAGGGUUGUUGAGGCAGACUACAUCACUUACCACUACUCCACUCUGGUAGUAGUUUCUAAUUCUAAGCGCUUCUCUCUCUCUCUCUCUCUAGCAAUAAUUUUAGUGACAAAUAGCUCUUACUUUUCCCCUCAUCACUUUUUGAAACUAUCUUUGUCUCUAAUAAGCAUAGAGAUUCCCAUCGAAGAAGCUGCUCCAUAAAUCAUAAUCAUACGCUUUGCAGUCCGGAGGGUUUUAUUCACUUGUAUACACAAGGCAAGAUCUUUGUGGCACAAAGCUCUACCUUUCAAACCUCGGGUAGUUCCGGACAGGCUGUUUGAUUCAUUGGGUGAAGAGAUGAGGGGUGCUGCUCUUGUAGCCAUAGCUGCUACAGUUGGUAACUUUUUGCAGGGAUGGGAUAAUGCUACGAUUGCUGGAGCAAUUGUGUACAUCAAGAACGACCUCAAUCUGGGAACUAGCGUUGAAGGCCUCGUUGUGGCUAUGUCACUCAUAGGAGCUACAGCUAUUACAACAUGCUCUGGUGCUAUAUCAGAUUGGCUUGGUCGGCGUCCAAUGCUGAUAAUUUCUUCAAUGCUUUAUUUUGUUAGUGGUUUGGUAAUGUUGUGGUCACCUAAUGUCUAUAUUUUAUGCAUAGCCAGGCUAUUAGAUGGAUUUGGAAUUGGUUUAGCAGUUACUCUUGUCCCAGUCUACAUAUCUGAGACUGCCCCAUCAGAGAUAAGGGGAUUGUUAAAUACACUACCACAAUUCAGUGGUUCUGGGGGGAUGUUUUUAUCGUAUUGUAUGGUUUUUGGGAUGUCAUUGAUGGACUCACCUAGUUGGAGGCUGAUGCUUGGGGUUCUAUCGAUCCCUUCUCUCCUCUAUUUUGCCUUGACAGUUUUUUAUUUGCCUGAAUCUCCUCGGUGGCUUGUGAGUAAAGGAAAGAUGCUUGAGGCAAAACAAGUUCUUCAGAGAUUACGUGGCAGGGAAGAUGUUUCAGGUGAGAUGGCUUUGCUGGUUGAGGGCCUUGGCAUUGGAGGUGAAACUUCUAUAGAGGAGUACAUAAUAGGUCCAGCUGAUGAACUUGCUGAUAGUCAGGAACCUACUGCUGAUAAAGAAAAAAUCAGAUUAUAUGGACCUGAAGAGGGCCUGUCUUGGGUUGCCAGACCUGUCACUGGACGAAGCAUUCUUGGCCUUGCUUCUCGCCAGGGAAGCAUGGUGAACCAAAGUGUACCCCUUAUGGACCCCCUUGUGACGUUAUUUGGCAGUGUGCAUGAAAAGCUUCCUGAGACAGGGAGCAUGCGUAGUAUGCUUUUUCCGAAUUUUGGAAGCAUGUUUAGUACAGCAGAGCCUCAUGUAAAAAAUGAGCAUUGGGAUGAGGAGAGCUUGCAGAGAGAAGGUGAGGACUAUGUAUCAGAUGCUGGAGGGGGGGACUCUGAUGACAAUUUGCAUAGCCCGUUGAUCUCACGUCAGACAACAAGCUUGGAAAAGGACAUGGUUCCCCCUGCUUCCCAUGGCAGUGUUCUAAGCAUGAGACGCCAUAGCACUCUUGUUCAAGAUGCUGGAGAAUCAGUUGGUGGUACAGGAAUUGGAGGUGGUUGGCAGUUGGCUUGGAAAUGGUCUGAGCGAGAAGGUGAGGAUGGAAAGAAGGAAGGAGGGUUUAAAAGGAUUUAUCUGCACCAGGAGGGAGUCCCUGGAUCUCGACGUGGGUCUCUUGUAUCACUUCCUGGUAAUGAUAUGACUGCAGAAGGUGAGUUUAUCCAGGCUGCUGCUCUAGUAAGCCAGCCUGCUCUUUAUUCCAAGGAGCUUUUGGAUCAGAGUCCUGUUGGACCAGCAAUGGUUCAUCCAUCUGAAACUGCUUCAAAAGGACCAGUUUGGGCUGCUCUUCUUGACCCUGGAGUGAAGCGUGCGUUGUUAGUUGGGAUUGGGAUUCAGAUACUUCAGCAGUUCUCUGGCAUAAAUGGAGUUCUCUAUUACACUCCUCAAAUUCUUGAAGAGGCAGGCGUUGAAGUGCUUCUUUCAAGCUUGGGCCUUAGUUCAGAUUCCGCGUCAUUUCUUAUUAGUGCAUUCACAACCUUGCUGAUGCUCCCCUGUAUAGCUGUAGCCAUGAAGCUGAUGGAUGUAUCAGGCAGAAGGCGGCUGCUCCUCACCACAAUUCCUGUGCUUAUAGUGUCACUAAUCAUUCUAGUUUUUAGCGAAAUUGUGGAUAUGGGCUCGGUAGUAAAUGCUGCUAUCUCAACUGCAUGUGUUAUUAUCUACUUCUGUUGCUUUGUCAUGGGGUAUGGACCAAUUCCAAAUAUCCUUUGCUCUGAGAUCUUUCCAACAAGGGUCCGUGGCCUUUGUAUUGCCAUCUGUGCUUUGGUUUACUGGAUUGGAGAUAUCAUUAUUACCUACACUCUGCCUGUGAUGCUCAGUUCUAUAGGCCUUGCCGGCAUCUUUGGAAUUUAUGCUGUUGUAUGUCUCAUCUCUUGGGUCUUUGUCUUCUUGAAAGUCCCGGAGACCAAAGGCAUGCCACUUGAAGUCAUUACUGAGUUCUUUGCUGUUGGUGCAAGACAGGCCACUGCUACCAAGAAUGAGUAACUCACUGCUUUAAACGGUGACAAUACCUCUGUAAGCUUUCAUCCAACUGAGAUUUUUGUGCAUUCUUGUUGCAUUGAAAAUGAGGGAUUAAAAUGAUUUUUUGUUUCCUUUUCAAUUGAGUUAUAGUAAUACCAAUUUAAUAAAGAGCAUGGUGGAGAUGGAUGUUUCAUGACAGCUGUUCUUGAUCAGUAGGAAUAGACUUGAGUAGCUACUCUCAAGCGAGUACAGAGGUGUCAAAAUUUCUUGUUUGGAAGUAGUCUUAGAAAUUGUAAUGCCUUGUAAUUUAGUAAAAGUUCCUUUCAAAGAUGUUAGAAGCAAAAUACCAGUUUUUCUUCAGAUUGUUAUAAGUUAAACUUUCGGCCCCUUCUACCUCUUCUGAGAAGCAAGGCAAUGGGAGCUUGGACUGAGGAGAAACAAUGGGAGAAAAGGGAGGAAAGAUCAAAUCAGCGGCAUUCCUUCUUCCAAUCUAUCUGAAGGGCGGCCCAUUAAAUAGAUGUAGGUCUCAUGGCUAUA
Messenger RNA from Durio zibethinus, 3294 nucleotides. Its product is annotated as monosaccharide-sensing protein 2-like. NCBI's taxonomy places the organism in Eukaryota, Viridiplantae, Streptophyta, Magnoliopsida, Malvales, Malvaceae. Gene Ontology annotation, cellular component: membrane. The record is from RefSeq and is a predicted model, not a curated record. Gene Ontology annotation, molecular function: transmembrane transporter activity. Gene Ontology annotation, biological process: transmembrane transport.